Molecule: messenger RNA, 2129 nt
Organism: Zootoca vivipara (common lizard)
Lineage: Eukaryota; Metazoa; Chordata; Lepidosauria; Squamata; Lacertidae
Gene: SRSF9
Product: serine and arginine rich splicing factor 9
Cellular component (GO): nucleus; cytoplasm
Molecular function (GO): mRNA binding
Source: RefSeq, a predicted model, not a curated record
UGGCUCUUUCGUGCUCCCCCCUCCCUCCCUCGGAGUGAGGGCUUGCAUAGGAGCCGUUCCUUCUACCCCCACCCCACUUCCCCAUCUCUUCUCGGUGGCGCUCCGCUUCUCUCUCCUCCUCCCCUUUAAGCUGCGGUUCCCCCCCUCCCUGCUCCUCAUUUUUUGUCCUCCGUCACGUUGCUCCUUGCGGUGUGUUAAGGCCUGAGGGGGCGGGGGCCGAGGCCGAAUCGGCUGACUGACUUGGCUGGCUGGCUGACUAACUAUAGGCCCCGGAGGCGUUUGCAGCGGCCUGUGAGGGAUUCGGAAGGAUGUCUGGGGGCUGGGGCCGGGAUAUGAUGGACUACGGAGGCGGCGGGGCCGGCAUGUCCGGAGGGGGCGGCCGGGGCGGCGGGAGCGGCGGUAGCGACGGCCGCAUCUACGUGGGGAACCUGCCGGCCGACGUGCGCGAGAAGGACCUGGAGGAGCUUUUCUACAAGUACGGCCGCAUCCGCGACAUCGAGCUGAAGAGCAAGCGCGGGCUCGCCCCCUUCGCCUUCGUCCGCUUCGAGGACCCCCGAGAUGCAGAAGAUGCAAUUUAUGGGAGGAAUGGCUACGAUUAUGGUCACUGUCGCCUACGCGUUGAGUUUCCCAAACCUUCCAGAGGACGGGGUGGAGGCUUUGGUGGGGGGCCUCGUGGGAGGAAUGGCCCUCCUACACGGCGUUCUGAAUUCCGAGUCCUUGUUUCAGGGCUUCCUCCAUCAGGCAGCUGGCAGGACCUGAAGGAUCAUAUGCGUGAAGCUGGUGAUGUAUGUUAUGCAGAUGUACAGAAAGAUGGAAUGGGGGUGGUAGAGUUUCUCCGCAAGGAAGACAUGGAAUACGCACUGCGUAAACUGGAUGACACCAAAUUCCGAUCUCAUGAGGGUGAAACAUCCUAUAUCAGAGUUUGUCCUGAAAGAAGCAUCAGCUAUGGCUACUCGCGCUCCCGUUCUGGUUCAAGGAGUCGCGAUUCUCCAUACCAAAGCAGGGGAUCGCCACGCUACUCUUCUCCCUUCAGGCCAUACUGAUUGCACCCAACAGGGACUCCUAAAAAUGUGAACUGAGCUCUUUAUUUCUGCUCAGAGUUUACAUUCCAAAAUGGAUGGAUAUAGUCUUUCGUAGGAAGCCUUGUUACCCCCCCUUUCUUAUUCAAUAAAAUCUUUUUUUAUGACUUACAGUUUUUACUAGGGAAGUGUUGGUAAUGAAAUACUGUAAAACAUUGCCACUUGAACUUCUUUUGUUUGGAAAAUGUACAUUGUUUUUGUUUCUCCUUCUGAAUGAAGGGAUAUGAGCUUGAGAACUAGUAUGCGUUAAUGGUUGUCUGCAGGAAGGUGCUGUAAAGGAGUGGAGCAACCUGUAUGGCUCAGCCUGUUGUGUUGUUUUGAAAUAUACUUAAAUGUUUCUGUAACUCAUCAGUGGGUGACUGUCUUUUGUGCAGGUGGGAAGCUGGUGUAAAAUACAGCUUUUAAAUUCCUUUCUGUUCCUGGGUUUAUCAAAGCCUACUGGUCAAGCCGGGUAUUGUAGUGGAAGAAAAAUCAACAGAAUAUUUACACUACAGUAAUAUAAAAGUUGCUCAGAUACUGUAUAAUAUCCCUGAGUGCUUUCAGAUGGGAGCGUAUUGUGGAAUUGGGUGUUGCUUACACAAUUUUUUUUUGGCAGCAUCUACACAUUGUUUUCAUAAAAAUGCCAAUCCAGAUAAAAACUGAUAAGUGAAAAUAACCCAUUAGUCAUCCACAGUGACCACUGGAGUAGAAACUUGUUUGCAGCAUGUGGGGGGAGUUUGUCACAUCUGUUGAUGUUCUAGUGAACGUUCCUGAUUGCCACACCCCUACUUCCGUUUGCUCCUCACCCGAGCGUAGCCUAGCUGUUUCAUUUCUGGCAGCAAAAAUGACAUGAGGCUGCCUAUUUCCACUGGCUGCCACAUGCAGUGGGCGUGUCUGAAACCAUUUCAGCAGAGGGCACAUGUGGAACUAUCUUGGAGACCCAAAUUGCAAUUGCACACAUUUGACUUUUAAAUAAAACCAAUAGAACUCUAGCAGAACACCUCUCAUACUACUCUCUGUUACAUGUCAAGUAAAUAUCACUCUUGCAAAACACCAGAGUAUUAAUUAAAA